AUGGCAAAUCAGGCUGCAUCAAGUUUUCUACCAAUGAUCCCAAAGAUGGAAGAUUGGUUGAUUAUAUUGAAAGUCAAACAACAAAAGGAACCAAACAGUGGAGACAUUGUUGAGUACACUACGAGUGAGUAUUUUAAUCAGCAAUGGGAAUUUAAAGUGUCUUACAAUAAAGACAAGGACCUGUUUGCGUGUGAGUGCAGGCUAUUUGAGACUCGUGGACUACCGUGCUCCCACAUCUUUGGGGUCUUGAAGCAUCGCAAUGCAAAAUGCGUCCCUACAUCUCUUAUCCUGAAAAGAUGGAUAAGAGAUGCAAAGAGUGAUUUUAUAUGCUCAAUUGGUGAGCAAGACACUGCUGAUGAUAUAGCGCCCACACUUAGACGCGGUGUAAUGGCAUCUAUUUGUUGGAAGCUUUGUGAUAUUUCUUCCAAAAAUUCAGUAGACUAUAGGGAAAUCUCAGGUGAGUUACUUAAGCUAAUUUCAAAGGUGCAAAAUAAAGGUGAUGCACAAGCGAGGCUUUCCCCCACUUCAGCGCUAAUAGGUGAUCCAGCUGUUGUGAAGUCAAAAGGGGCUCCAAGAAAGGUUCCAAAAGGCCAAAAGAGGCGAAGAUGUUCGCAUUGUAAGUCGGACAGGCAUUUCGUUAGGACAUGUCCAUUACUCGCCAAGGAGGACUCCCCCGCCGAAUACUCAAAUGCUGAAGAUGAACCAAUGGUAUUAAUAUAA
Arachis stenosperma is the source of this 720-nucleotide messenger RNA. RefSeq names its product protein FAR1-RELATED SEQUENCE 1-like. The transcript has a single exon. The record is from RefSeq and is a predicted model, not a curated record. The coding region runs from base 1 to 720 and encodes 239 amino acids. NCBI's taxonomy places the organism in Eukaryota, Viridiplantae, Streptophyta, Magnoliopsida, Fabales, Fabaceae. Gene Ontology annotation, molecular function: zinc ion binding.